Messenger RNA from Kwoniella botswanensis, 585 nucleotides. RefSeq lists its product as uncharacterized. The record is from RefSeq and is a predicted model, not a curated record. Gene Ontology annotation, molecular function: GTP binding; GTPase activity; GDP binding. Lineage: Eukaryota; Fungi; Basidiomycota; Tremellomycetes; Tremellales; Cryptococcaceae. Gene Ontology annotation, biological process: signal transduction. Gene Ontology annotation, cellular component: plasma membrane. Bases 1 to 585 code for a protein of 194 amino acids. The transcript is spliced from 7 exons.
AUGAGAGUAUUCCAAUGCGCCGUAAUGGGUUCAGGAGGAGUAGGUAAAUCAGCUAUAACAGUAAGGUUCAUCAAUGGAUCUUAUCUAGAAUGGUAUGAUCCCACGAAUCGUAAACAGUUUAGUGUGGAUAGCCAACCUUGUUUACUUGAGAUAUUGGAUACAGCCGGCAUAGAUCAGUACCUAACAUUAAAUGAUAUGUUCAUACGCGAAUCAGAAGGUUUCGUCUUAGUAUUUUCCCUGUGUCAAAGAGAUACAUUCGAAGAGAUCAUACGUACCUACGAAGCUAUAAGGCGUAUCAAAUUACCAGAGGGUAAUCAAAUCGUACCGUUGGUGAUAGUAGGGAAUAAAUCAGAUUUGAUAGAUGAAAGAGAAGUAGAUGCUACCGAAGCUGAGAAACUAGCUAUGGAAUGGAAAUGCAGUUAUUACGAGACUUCAGCGCGAACAUCAACCAACAUCUCACCGGUGUUCGAAGAUAUAGUCCGUCAGUUACGUCGUAAUGACCUGAUACGCAGACAGGAGAGGGAGAGGGAUCCGAAUCAUAGUAAGAGGAAGAGAAUGAAAAGUAAGAAGUGCAUUAUCUUGUAA